UGCGCGCUACGAAACUUCGGUCUCCAGCGUGGUGCGGGGACUCCCUGCGGAGGCACGGUGGCGCACCCCUCCAUUCUCCAGCGUCACCGGGGACACUCGGUGCUGUCCCACGCCCGGCCGAGGGAGAACGACUUCGGGGCAGCUUGUGUAGCGCAGCGGCGGGGACCUCGCGCCCCGGCUUCCCAGUUCCCCGAAUGAAGAUAUUCAGAUGUUGUUUUAAAUACACUCUCCAGCAGAAACUCUUCGUCCUCCUCUUAACCCUAUGGCUGUUCUCCUUGUUAAAGCUUCUAAAUGUGGGCAGGCUGCUCUUCCCUAAAAGAGACAUUUACUUGGUUGAAUACUCCCUAAGUACCUCACCAUUUGUAAGGAACAGGUUUCCUGAGAUGGAGGACGCAGCCAGGGAUGAAGUUAACUGCUCAGGGGUCUACGAGCACGAGCCUUUGGAAAUCGGCAAAAGUCUGGAAAUCAGAAGACGGACCAUCAUCGACUUGGAGGACAGUGAUGUCGUGGCGAUGACAAGUGACUGUGACGUCUAUCAGACCCUAAGACAGUACCACGAGAAGCUCGUUUCCAGAGAGGAGGAGGACUUCCCUAUAGCCUACUCCCUGGUCGUCCACAAAGACGCCAUCAUGGUUGAGCGGUUAAUCCGUGCUAUUUACAACCAGCACAACCUUUACUGUAUCCAUUACGACCGGAAGUCACCAGACUCGUUCAAAGCCGCCAUGAACAACCUAGCUAACUGCUUCCCCAACAUCUUCAUUGCUUCCAAAUUAGAGGCUGUGGAGUAUGCCCACAUUUCCAGGCUCCAGGCUGACUGGAAUUGCUUAUCAGACCUUCUCAAGUCUUCCGUUCAGUGGAAGUAUGUCAUCAACCUAUGUGGGCAAGACUUUCCCCUAAAGUCAAAUUUUGAAUUAGUGUCAGAGCUGAAAAAACUCCAAGGAAGGAGUAUGUUAGAGACAGUGAGACCUCCCAGUGGUAAGAUGGAGAGGUUCACCUAUCACCAUGAGCUCAGACAGGUGCCUUAUGAAUAUAUGAAGCUGCCAGUAAAGACAAACAUCUCCAAGGGGGCACCCCCUCAUAACAUUGAGGUAUUCGUGGGCAGUGCCUAUUUUGUUUUAAGUCAAGCAUUUGUUAAAUAUAUUUUCAACAGCUCCCUCGUUGAAGACUUUUUUACCUGGUCUAAAGAUACGUACUCUCCUGAUGAGCACUUUUGGGCCACCUUAAUCCGGAUACCAGGAAUACCCGGAGGGAUUUCCAGGUCAUCCCAGGACGUGUCUGACCUGCAGAGUAAGACCCGCCUGGUCAAAUGGAAUUACUAUGAAGGCUUUUUCUACCCCAAUUGCACUGGCUCUCACCUUCGAAGUGUGUGUAUUUACGGAGCUGCAGAACUACGGUGGCUCAUAAAGGAAGGGCACUGGUUUGCGAAUAAGUUUGAUUCUAAAGUAGACCCUGUCUUGAUUAAAUGUCUGGCAGAAAAGCUUGAAGAACAACAGAGAAAGUUGAUUGCUUUGUCUUCAGAGAAGUUCAUUACAGAAGGAAACCCCAAAGCCACACAUCAUAAGAUGACUACGGGCCUGAGGGAAUCUGUUCCAAGGAGUUAAGUGAGAGAGAAUUAUGCACCCAUACUUUGCCCAAAAGCAUCUGAACUUAAUAGUUUCCAAGGUUGAAACUUCUACAGACUUCCAUGCCUGGACUUCUAGCCGCAGUUGGCUGGUGUUUAAGUGCUAAAUUCGCUUGUUGUCUUGCUGAGUCAGAGAUGUUAAAUGUUCAGUGAUAUCACAUUUAUUGAACACCUAACAGUGCACCUGGCACUUUAUCAGAAUACAUGAAGGAGUUAAAUCUAAGUUGCAAUGACUUGUGCCCUCGGGAGGCAGCAUUUACCCUCCUAACAUGGUAACUGUCAUGCUUCUUACUUCCAUGUAAGGAGGGUGCUACUGAAGGUGACUUCGGGGUGUGUACUAAUCAUACGAGCACUCCCUCUGAAAAGCAUGGGAGUCUGAAGCCAGCCCUCCCCUUUUCUCAGUUCAGCCACUGAGGCGGUUUUGAACCGUUAGAGUGUUAGGAGGAGAUUCCACUACCUCAGAGAAGCUCAAAGAACUGUCCGAUCGCCCGCUUGCCAAAGUAUAAUUUACCUUUCGGUGCCUCACUUCCCUGACUCAGGGCAGAGGGAGUGCUGGUGUUGUGGUGU
Messenger RNA from Grammomys surdaster, 2188 nucleotides. It is a transcript of the gene Gcnt4, whose product is annotated as glucosaminyl (N-acetyl) transferase 4. The transcript is spliced from 2 exons. Bases 195 to 1601 code for a protein of 468 amino acids. NCBI's taxonomy places the organism in Eukaryota, Metazoa, Chordata, Mammalia, Rodentia, Muridae. Gene Ontology annotation, cellular component: membrane. The record is from RefSeq and is a predicted model, not a curated record. Gene Ontology annotation, molecular function: acetylglucosaminyltransferase activity.